This is a messenger RNA of Colletotrichum godetiae, 806 nucleotides long. RefSeq lists its product as uncharacterized. Bases 40 to 684 code for a protein of 214 amino acids. Lineage: Eukaryota; Fungi; Ascomycota; Sordariomycetes; Glomerellales; Glomerellaceae. The record is from RefSeq and is a predicted model, not a curated record. The transcript has 2 exons.
GGCGAACAGCCCAUCUCGUCGGCGAGUCUCGUUAUAACCAUGGUGUCUUUCAAAGUUGACGGAACCCCGGUGGACGAUCCGCCGUCCAAGGGCCCGCGAUCGGCCCCACAAUCGGCACCCUCCACGGCCUGGUCUGGCUCCCCUGGUAAAGCCAACAUCCUCACCCGCCAAUUCUCCGCUCUGCCCCUCAUCGCCCUGCUCUACACCGCCGCCGUGCCAUUCACGCCAGUUGUAUGGGUCCUCAAUAUUGAUGGAAGCUCCCUCUUCGACCGCCUCUUCGCCGGCAUCAUUAUGCUGUCGGUCUGCUAUUUCCAAUGGCGCAUCGCAGGGCUGACGUCACCUCUCGCCGUCUUCCUUCCUGGUCCUAGCAAUACGACUAUUCGGAACGGAGGCAUCGAGACUGGCUCGAGCAUGGGAUUUGUGUGGCACCCCAGCAAUUACUGGCCGUAUGUUAUUUGCGAGGCGAUGGUCUUGGGCGUUGCCGAGUUUGGGGGGAACGAGUUGGUGAGACGGACUAUCGUGUGUGGUAUCAUUGCUGGGCUGUGGCUGGUUGGGUAUCAUGCGACUCCCGAAUCUACAAGACGAUGGGCCUAUGAGAAUGUCAAGGGCUGGCUGUUUUGGAUGGUGUUGGAUGAGAUGAUGCGUGUUGGAGGCAGAAGCUACAGCGGGCGUCGCCGGAGAUGAAGUGGAUAGCUCUAGGUUGAAAAUUUGGCACCUUAAGCAUCGAAUGCAUCAGAUUUGUCCUCCAUAUCAUCCCUACCAUGCUACUUAUCUACGAAUAUCAUGAGAAACACAUUCAGUGGACG